Molecule: messenger RNA, 438 nt
Organism: Malus domestica (apple)
Lineage: Eukaryota; Viridiplantae; Streptophyta; Magnoliopsida; Rosales; Rosaceae
Product: cell wall / vacuolar inhibitor of fructosidase 1-like
Biological process (GO): negative regulation of catalytic activity
Molecular function (GO): enzyme inhibitor activity
Source: RefSeq, a predicted model, not a curated record
AUGGAAGUUGAUCUCAUCGACCAAACCUGCAAAGUAACACCAAACUACGAUCUCUGCGUCUCCUCUCUCGAAUCAGACCCUCGAAGCGCGUACGCCGACGUUGCAGGCUUAGGCCUCAUUAUAGUUAACGUAGCCACUGUUAAGGCAACAGAUGUUGUGAACAAAAUCGAGGAGCUGCUUAAGCAGAACCCUGAAGAAAAACCCUUAAAGUAUUGUACUCGCUAUUACCGUAAAGUUUUGGAAGCUGACAUCCCGGAAGCCAGUCAAGGUUUUCGUUCGGGUAACCCUAAGUUUGCAGAGGAAGGCAUGAUCGGCGCCACUGGCGAGGCUGAAUCAUGUCAGAGUAGUUUUUCUGGCAAGUCUCCUUUGACAGAUAUGAACAAAGGUUUCCAGGAUGUUUCGAAUAUAGCUGCAGCAAUUGCUAGAAUUUUGAUUUAA